Molecule: messenger RNA, 1253 nt
Organism: Ananas comosus (pineapple)
Lineage: Eukaryota; Viridiplantae; Streptophyta; Magnoliopsida; Poales; Bromeliaceae
Product: chaperone protein dnaJ 6-like
Exons: 8
Coding region: 28-909 (293 amino acids)
Source: RefSeq, a predicted model, not a curated record
AAUAUAUUCUAUUUAUUAUUGGCGAAAAUGGGGCGAAAAAAGAAAACUAGGGUUAGGGUUUCCGACGCCGACGCCGAUGCCGAGGACGAAGGCGGCGCCGGAGAGAUCCCCUACGCAGCCGCCCUCGGCGGCGACGCCGAGGGGAAGAGCUUGUACGAGAUCCUUGGCGUAGAGAGAUCAGCAUCUCAACAAGAAAUAAAGAAAGCAUACCACAAGUUGGCUUUGCGUCUGCACCCCGAUAAGAACCCAGGCGAUGAGGAAGCUAAAGAGAAAUUUCAGCUGUUGCAAAAGGUGAUAUCUAUUCUUGGAGAUGAGGAAAAAAGGGCAUUAUAUGAUCAAACUGGUAUUGCUGAUGACGACGCAUUGGUCGGCAAAGCUGCAGAAAAUCUCCAAGAAUUUUUUAGGUCAAUGUAUAAGCGAGUCACAGAGGCUGAUAUUGAAGAGUUCGAAGCUAACUACAGAGGGUCAGAUUCAGAAAAGAAGGAUCUUAAAGACCUCUAUAUAAAAUUGAAGGGCGAUAUGAACAGGCUUUUUUGUUCUAUGAUUUGUUCUGACCCGAAAUUGGAUUCACACCGCUUUAAGGAUAUAAUUGACGAGGCAAUAGAAGAUGGUGAAUUGAAGUCAACUAAAGCUUACGCGAAAUGGGCGAAGCGAGUUUCUCAAAUGGAGCCUCCCACUGAUCCUCUAAAGAGGCGAGUGAAGUCAAAGAAGAAGCAAAAAGAAACCGAAGAUUUGGCAUUAGCAAUCAUGCAGCGGAGAACCCAGAGGAAAGAGCAAUUUGAUUCCAUCAUUUCUUCUAUCAUGGGAAAGCACGAUGCGGACGCUUCUUCAGAACCCACAGAAGAAGAGUUUCAGAAGGUGCAGCAAAGGAUUGAAAGCAACAGGCAGUCGAAAAGGCGUAAAAGAUAAACCUUCAGUAUAAAUCUUAGCAGUAGCGAUAGUAAGCAUCAUCUAAAAGCAGGAAAAAAGAGAUGUAAUCAUUUGCAGUAAACCGAACCCUACUGUGUGGAAGUCUUUUGUCUGCUCUAGAGAGAAAAAAAAAGAAAAAAAAAGAAGAGAAAAAGAUGUUGCUUUUGGUAAAUCAAAUGUCUGUUCCUCUUUAUAGCGUUUCUAUUGACAAACCUGCAAAUGCAUCGCAUUAGCGCGAGAGCUCUUUGAUUGUACAAAUUGUAUCUCAUUAGCAUUUUUCUAUCCUAAAUUUUGGAAUCUAGAUUACAUUGAAUGAAUGCUAACCGACCUUGUGGACUUGAAUC